AGAAGAAGAGAGUGGUCCGCUCCGUGGAAAUUGUUUAAAAUAAAACCCUGCACAUCCACCGUUCUCAGCCGCAUCACCACUAUGUCAGAGCGCGACCGCCGCGAACGAGAUAGGGAUAGGGACCGUGAACGCGACCGUGAUAGACGCCGAGAUAGAGACGACCGUGACCGUGACCGUGACCGUGAUCGAGACCGUGAAAGAGAUAGAGAGCGCGACCGUGACCGAGGGCUUAGGAGCAAGAAGUCCCGAUCUCGUACUCCAGACCACCACGCUCGUCCUCGCCACGUGCGUUCUCCGGAGAGGUAUCGCUCUCGUUCCCGCUCAAUUGACCGUGACCGUGACCGUCAGCGGCACCACAGACGCAGAACUCCCACCCCCGAUGCGCCGUCGCGGAAACGAACUCGCCAGGGUUCAGUAGACGACGAGAAGGAAAGGAGUCGCAAACGAGCUGUGUCUGAUUUCGUUGACGAGAUUGCGAAAGAGCCUACUACUACUAGUACUAGUACUAAGAAGAAGGAUAAGCAACCAAGCGAUGCAGCUGAUAAUGGCGGAGGCGAAGCUGAGGAAGGAAUGGAUGCGAAUGAGAUUGAAAUGAUGAAGAUGUUAGGCAUCCCUACUGGAUUUGAUUCUACCAAAGGGAAACCAGUUGCUGGUGCUGAUGUUAGUGGGAUUAGAGCUGUAACUAAGCGUCAGCCUAGACAGUACAUGAACCGUCGCGGUGGUUUUAACCGUCCUUUGCCUGCUGAGCGUAACCGCUAGUGUUCUCUCAAGGUCCUUUACACACUGUCUUAAACACUAGUCGAAAGAAUGAGAGUUCGAGCUGCAUUUUCCCAGGUAGUAUAGACUGCAAUUCUUCCCCAGACUGUUGUAAUGUCCCUGGAGAACAAACAUGUACUCUUUUGAAUUUAGAAACAACUCAUGAGUUAUCGCAUUUUUGGGAUCUAGAAUUGUUAAUGUUUGUGUGUAAUCUCCCAACUCUAAUUUUCAGACUAUGAUUCAGUUAAAGUCA
Capsella rubella is the source of this 1009-nucleotide messenger RNA. RefSeq names its product U4/U6.U5 small nuclear ribonucleoprotein 27 kDa protein. The record is from RefSeq and is a predicted model, not a curated record. Gene Ontology annotation, cellular component: precatalytic spliceosome. Lineage: Eukaryota; Viridiplantae; Streptophyta; Magnoliopsida; Brassicales; Brassicaceae. The transcript has 2 exons. Gene Ontology annotation, biological process: RNA splicing. The coding region runs from base 82 to 759 and encodes 225 amino acids.